AUGUCUAAUAGCACCCAUACUUAUACUGGUGCCUGGAUAGACUGGUCUCAGGGGGGUACCCGGGGAGCGACAUUGACUCUGUCCCAAAAAUGGGCUGGGAUCCUGACUGCUUUCUUGGCCGUUCUCGUUUCUUCCGCUGGAAGUUUGUUCUGGAACAUCAUCGCCUUUGCAAUUCACCAGGCAUAUACCACAAAAGUUUGGAAAAAGCGAGAUGCUUUGCAUCACCAACGCCAAGUCAUUCUCCGCAAUAAGGGCACGAUGGCUGCGGCUUGGGCGUUGCUGGCGCUUCCAUUUGCACACCAGCGCAUGGUGUCGAAGCGCUUCUUGCGGUCCCUACCUUUUGCAACAUUUGUGAUCCUCACUCUCCUCUUUUUCAGUGUCUCUGGUCUCUUUACAAGUUACAUCUCCAAGCUUGCAAGUACCUCCACCCUCAUUGUCAGUCCAAAUUGUGGAGGGUUCGAAGUCGACCUCAUCUCGGGAGUGUCAAGUCCUCUAAAUUCGAAGUCCCUUUUGGAUACUUAUGACGCGGCGACGUACGUCCGUCAAUGCUAUCAAGGGGACCCAAAUGGGCCAACUUGUGGGACAUUUGUCCGUCCAUACAUACCAUUUACCACCAAUUCGAAUGCGUCCUGUCCCUUUGGAGACAAUCUGUGCGCCUACAACAAUCAAUCCGCAUUUCAGAUGGAUACUGGUCAAUUGGAUUCACAUAUGGACUUUGGUAUCAAUGCGCCACCCGAAGAAAGAAUAAAGUUCAGACGAGUUUGCACCUGCGCGCCAAUCCGCCAUGGGUCCGGUCUGGCCACAGUUUCGAACGACUCAACGCUCGGAGAAGUAAUCUAUAUCAAUCCUGGGCCACAGCCCGUAUUAGGGGUUAAUUAUACGUUUAUCUACACCUCAGUCCCAAACUUGGACGGUGUGGGAUAUACGUUGAACGCCUUGCAAGCCGAGGCCGAUCCUACCGGCAUUCUACACACCACCUUUCGCGCCUGGGAGCCAGAUUCAAAUAUUAAUCAAACCGAUGCCGAUAUAACCCUGAUGAUGUUGAAUCAGAACGAUAUCGCAUAUCUUGAACGCAGCGACGACCCGUGGAUGACAGCACAGCUAGAGACAGAUACCAAUCAAACAAUUCCAGGGACGAACACUACGCUUAUUAUGUGGUCUAAGAGUUAUGAGAUAAAUCUCUUGGGGUGCGUGGACCAGUAUCAGGUGUGCAACCCGAAUAAACCUGGGAACUCUGCCUGUACAACGCUGGGUGGUAUCAUGAGUGCAGUCAAUCAGGCCUGGACUACCAAAAUCAGAACUCUGGAUCUCAAUGACCCUCAAAUUAUGACUGUUUCACGAUUUCUUACUUCAGCAACCGACAAGAGCAUGUAUUCCAAUGUGUAUGGACGAGGAGGCGCUGCUCUCAACGCUUCGAUGAUGGCCUACCAAAAUAUUCAAACGUAUAUUCCUCCGAAUCAAUGGCAAAUUGAAGUAUCAACCUGGUUUGCAACGUCUCUCGCCAAAGACCAGUCCCAGGUCCUUGAGUGGGCCGCCGGACCGAAAAACCUCCCCUCUGAGGGGUGGCACAUCACGAAGCCCAAUAAUACCUUCCUGCGUUCCCAAUGCUAUAAUCAACUCGUGCCUAGAGCCUCGGGAUACGAAAAUUUCUCGAUUCUUGGUCUCGUUAUCACUCUCGUACUCUGUGGCAUCAUUGUGAUCAUUGGACUGACAAUCGAUACGGUAGUCGGCUGGCUGCGCCGAGGGAAGUCGAGAUACAUGCGGGACCAGUGGGAGGUGGAAGAAACUUUAGCCCUCCAUAAGGCGGCAUACGUGAGCCUGGACCUUUGGCGGGACGGUGACGAAGGUAUGCCACCAAGUUCCGUCCUUUUGAACGCCUCCCCUCUGGCCAUUCCGCUCCGAGCUGGAGAGACUGGAGAAGAUUGA
This is a messenger RNA of Penicillium daleae, 1926 nucleotides long. RefSeq lists its product as uncharacterized. The coding region runs from base 1 to 1926 and encodes 641 amino acids. The transcript is spliced from 3 exons. NCBI's taxonomy places the organism in Eukaryota, Fungi, Ascomycota, Eurotiomycetes, Eurotiales, Aspergillaceae. The record is from RefSeq and is a predicted model, not a curated record.